This is a messenger RNA of Pollicipes pollicipes, 993 nucleotides long. Its product is annotated as decreased expression in renal and prostate cancer protein. The record is from RefSeq and is a predicted model, not a curated record. The transcript has 3 exons. Bases 1 to 954 code for a protein of 317 amino acids. NCBI's taxonomy places the organism in Eukaryota, Metazoa, Arthropoda, Thecostraca, Pollicipedomorpha, Pollicipedidae.
AUGGCAUUGAUGCGUCGCCUGCUCGCCGCCGGUCGGCUCCGGCGCUGGCCGCCCGCAUUCCGCAUCGUGUCCGCUCAGUCGUCUCCGCGGGCCCCUCUACAGGCGAGGGCUCCAGCCUCAGUCGUCUCCCCGGGCCCCUCUACAGGCGAGGCUCCAGCCUCAGUCGUCUCCCCGGGGCCCUCUACAGGCGGGGCUCCAGCCUCAGUCGUCUCCCCGGGGCCCUCUACAGGCGAGGCUCCAGCCUCAGUCGUCUCCCCGGGGCCCUCUGCAGGCGGGGCUCCAGCCUCAGUCGUCUCCCUGGGCCGUCUACAGGCGGGGCCACCGGGCUCCCGGCGUCAGCCGUCUCCCCGGGCCCUCUGCAGGCGGGGCCACCGGGCUCCCGGCCUCUGCCAUCUCCCGGGCCCUCUGCUGGGGGGCCACCGGGCUCCCGGUCUCUGCCACCUCCCCGGGCCGUCUACAGGCGGGGCCACCGGGCUCCCGGCGUCAGCCGUCUCCCCGGGCCGUCUACAGGCGGGGCCACCGGGCUCCCGGCGUCAGCCGUCUCCCCGGGCCGUCUACAGGCGGGGCCACCGGGCUCCCGGCGUCAGCCGUCUCCCCGGGCCGUCUACAGGCGGGGCCACCGGGCUCCCGGCCUCUGCCAUCUCCUCGGGCCCUCUGCUGGGGGGGGGGGGGGAGGGGCACCGGGCUCCCGGCCCCCGCCAGCUCCCCGGGCCCUCUGCUGGGGGCUACCGGGCUCCCGGUCUCUGCCAUCUCCCCGGGCCCUCUACUGGCGGGGCCACCAGGCUCCCGACCUUUGCUGUUUCCCCGGAUCCUCUGCUGGCGGGGCCACUGGGCCCCCAGCCUCGGCCGUUUCCCCGGGCCCUCUACAAGCGGGGACUCGGCUCCCCGAGCUCCCGGACACAGCGGGCAGCACGGCUGUCGGGGGCGUGCGCGCCGACCACCAGGCGCGCGUGACCAUGUUUUGUUACAACGUAAUACACGUGUAUUGGAAAG